AUGGCAGAAAUACAGAAUGCUGCGGCACUAGAGGCCAAUAUGGCGGAAUUGAGUGUAGAAGAGCAAUCCAAAGGAGAAGCUUCACUGAAGAGUUCAGCAUCUGCCAAUUCAUUCAGAGAACUUCAAUUCCAAGCUCCAUAUGGACUUGGGGGACCAACUCGCCAAACUGUGAUAGUAGCGUUGUGUGUAUCUCGGAUGAGCUUUGCCAUACAGCAGAAUUCGGGUGACAUGCUCGUUACAGCUGAAGUCAUGCCAUUAAUCAUACUCAAUGAUGGAGACUCUACAGCUGAAGAUGUGCAGACAAGUCUGAUGAAGAAGACCGAACACAAAAUCACCUGCCGGCGUGUGCGCUAUGAAACUGAGGACGAUGAUUUCUUAGACGUGGACUAUUUCGACUGUACAGACAAUCCAUGUAGGUAUCUGUACCGAGAGAUGCAACUGAACCCCAAUACCACACUUAUAUACAGACAAGCGCGUCUCUACUAUGCUGGGGACAUAUACGAUCCGGGCUUUGUGCUUGAAUGUAUUAUGAAGGAAUAUCCCGACGCGAUGAUAGGCUUAUGCGGAUUCUCGCUCGGUGCAAGUCAAACUCUCAACUACAUGUGCCAUAGAGCAAAGGACUAUCCUGAUCGCUUGAAACUUGCGGUGGCCAUUUCUCCUCCGCUUUAUCUCGACAAAGGCAUCAUCGCCAUGGAGAAACCAGCAGGCAAGAAAUGGAACAACUAUUUGCUGUCUGGUCUGAAGACCCUGGUCAAGCCUCUAGAGCCGGUCUUGGAGAAGAAGAUAGAUAUGGCGAAGGUUUAUGCUGCAAAAUCCAUGAGAGAGUUCGAUACUGUUUUCACAGCGCCUCUGCACGGUUUCGAGAGUACAGAACAAUACUACUCCCAGUGCAGUGCUGGCCCGUUGUUGGGGCAAAUCGAACGCUCGACUCUGGUCAUCCGGUCUGGCGACGAUCCAUUCUUAGCACCAGAAGACGUGGAGUGCCCUCAUCUGCGGACGAAUCCAAACAUCACAGCGCUGCUGACAAGUCAAGGGGGGCAUGUAGGGUUUAUCGAGCGCCGGGGUGUGCAGCUGCUGCCAUGGGCUGAGCGUGUAGCAGCGGACUGGUGUGCGGCUAUCUUUGGCAUCGCUGAUGAGAAGAGCCCUGGGGAAAUGGAGUUAUAGACGGAUGUGUAUGGGUGUAUGUAGGACAUAUCAAUAGAUCAUUAGAUAAACCAAUAAAAAUCUAGCACAAUUGGUAAUGAAGUAGUAUGUAGUCGGACAUAUAUGUGUGCAUGACACAUCAAUAGAUCAUUAGAUAAGCCAAUAAAAUGCUAGCACCAUUUGCA
Messenger RNA from Sphaeroforma arctica JP610, 1328 nucleotides. RefSeq lists its product as hypothetical. Bases 1 to 1164 code for a protein of 387 amino acids. Lineage: Eukaryota; Ichthyosporea; Ichthyophonida. Gene Ontology annotation, molecular function: monoacylglycerol lipase activity; short-chain carboxylesterase activity. The record is from RefSeq and is a predicted model, not a curated record. The transcript is spliced from 9 exons.